CCGCGCUCUCGCCCUUCGCGGCCACCCGGCGAAUCGGGCACCCCUACCAGAACCGCACGCCGCCCAAGCGCAAGAAGCCGCGCACGUCCUUCAGCCGGGUGCAGAUCUGUGAGCUGGAGAAGCGCUUCCACCGCCAGAAGUACCUGGCGUCGGCCGAGCGUGCCACCCUGGCCAAGGCCCUCAAGAUGACGGAUGCCCAGGUCAAGACCUGGUUCCAGAACCGCCGCACCAAGUGGAGGAGGCAGACGGCGGAGGAGCGCGAGGCCGAGCGGCAGCAGGGCAACACGCUGGUGGUGACCCCCCCCGAACGUCCGGCCCGGACGUCCCACGGCCCGUGGGACCCCUGGAACCUCUGGAUCCCCGUGGACUCCCGGAGCCCCGGACCUUCUAACCCCCCACCCCGGACUCCUGGGACCCCCACCUAG
Messenger RNA from Chaetura pelagica (chimney swift), 425 nucleotides. Its product is annotated as T-cell leukemia homeobox protein 3-like. The record is from RefSeq and is a predicted model, not a curated record. Gene Ontology annotation, cellular component: nucleus. Gene Ontology annotation, biological process: regulation of transcription by RNA polymerase II; animal organ development. The annotation marks the transcript as partial. The transcript has 3 exons. Gene Ontology annotation, molecular function: RNA polymerase II cis-regulatory region sequence-specific DNA binding; DNA-binding transcription factor activity, RNA polymerase II-specific. NCBI's taxonomy places the organism in Eukaryota, Metazoa, Chordata, Aves, Apodiformes, Apodidae.